Messenger RNA from Pochonia chlamydosporia 170, 1170 nucleotides. RefSeq names its product histone acetylase complex subunit. Gene Ontology annotation, biological process: regulation of DNA-templated transcription; chromatin organization. Bases 1 to 1170 code for a protein of 389 amino acids. Gene Ontology annotation, cellular component: nucleus; Rpd3S complex; NuA4 histone acetyltransferase complex. The record is from RefSeq and is a predicted model, not a curated record. NCBI's taxonomy places the organism in Eukaryota, Fungi, Ascomycota, Sordariomycetes, Hypocreales, Clavicipitaceae. The transcript has 4 exons.
AUGGGCCAUUGCAGGGAACUUCGGGCUCGCAAGCCGCCCAAGCCUGCUCGAAGCGCCAACAACGACGUUUCAAAAACAACCAAGGCCGCCAACGUCGCCAAAGUCGUCAAGGCCAAAGCUGGCAAGGGCUGCAAGAGUGCCCAGGCUCAGGGGCAGCCAAAAAUUAUUCCCCCACGAAGGGAAUAUGCACGCCAGACAUUCCCCCUGUCCAACGUGCGCGGGUGCCCACAAACGGACGCCGCGAUUAUGGCGCCAGCACCGGCACCAGUGCUUCAACAGCAUCCUCCAUGUCCAGGAGCACCUCCAGAGAGCAAACGGGACAGCAUUGCGAGUAAAAUCAAGCGCCUUCGCCCCGUCUCUGAUCAUCUCUUGCAACUUCCCAAGCCCUGCCACAAGUAUCUGAGUGUCCAGGGCCGGAUUUUGUUUGACAACCGCUACGCUGUGCCUCCCCCAACGGUCAAACCGCCGCCAUCAAAGCCCAGUACACCCAGUACAACCAGUUCGGGUUUGGCUUCACCCUCAACUUCAACGUCAACUUCAACUUCACCUUCACGAAAGAGAAAGGCAACCCAGGAGCCCGAGGAAAGAACUCCCAAAUCUCAGAGGAAAAUUACUGAGGACACCUUCCACAGCAAACCCAUGAUCAAUCUCCCCGUCCCUGAUCACAUUCAGGCCAUGCUCGUCGACGACUGGGAGAACAUCACAAAAAACAACCAGCUUGUCCCUCUCCCGCACCCCAAGCCCGUGACCAGAAUCCUCGAGGACUACCUGUCCUACGAGCGGCCCCAUCGGGAAGAAGGCUCUGCAAGCAUGGACAUUUUAGAAGAAGUCGUCGCUGGGUUUCGUGAGUAUUUCGAAAAAGCACUCAGCAGAAUACUCCUAUAUCGCUUCGAACGCCACCAGUACAUGGACAUCCGCAAACUCUGGGACACAGACUCAUCCGACUACAAAUCCGUCUGCGACGUCUACGGCGCCGAACACCUCGCCCGCCUAAUCGUCUCCCUCCCCGAACUCCUGGCCCAAACAAACAUGGACCAACAAUCCGUCUCGCGCCUGCGCGAAGAAAUCGGCAAAUUCACAGUCUGGCUCGGCCGCCACUGCGAAACAUACUUCGUAAACGAAUACGAAACCCCUUCACAGGAAUAUGUAGACAAAGCACGAAGCUUCUAG